AUGAAGCUUUCUCUUAAUGGCAUUGUUGCCCUCCUGGCAACCACCGCAGCUGCCUUCCCUCUGAUCGAAGACGACGCCGAUAUGAUCAAAUCCUUCCCACUGUCUCGCCGGCAAGUUGACAAGGUGCCGAGGGCGGCAAUCUUUCAUGCAUUCAAUGAUACGGAUUGUAAAAGUUUCGAAAUGGAAGCAAGAUUUGAAGCGCCCCGACCCGAGCUCAAGAACAGGAUAACAUGCGUCAACUUGGGUAAUGCCCAGGUGGCCAGCCUCAAAGCCCUCUUCUUGAAAGACGGCUGUUCUAGUUCGAAUCCUGCUCCCUCCACCUCCUCCCCGCUUACCCGUGGCAAGGAUAACCCGGCUGGCUAUCGACAACAACCACCCGCCUGUGCCGUCGAGCCCACACUUGUUGGGAACUUCGUCUCCAUGGCUACAAACGACCGACAGCUCCGCUGUUUGGACACAGGCCCCUCUCGAUGA
Molecule: messenger RNA, 474 nt
Organism: Pyricularia oryzae 70-15
Lineage: Eukaryota; Fungi; Ascomycota; Sordariomycetes; Magnaporthales; Pyriculariaceae
Exons: 2
Coding region: 1-474 (157 amino acids)
Source: RefSeq, a predicted model, not a curated record